AUGGAAGAUCUGAACAGAUAUAUUGAGCUUAACAACGGAAACAAGAUGCCGUUGGUGGGCUACGGGACAUUCUCUGGUGAAGAAGAGAAGGAGUUACAUGACUGCAUUGUACAUGCCAUAGUAGAACUCGGCUACAGACAUCUCGAUACUGCAAAGCUAUACGGUAAUGAAGAAGUUAUUGGCUGUGCCUUACAAGAAUGCUUUGAAAAAGGUAUCAAGAGAGAAGACCUUUUUAUUACAACCAAAGUAUGGAGAGAAGAUUAUCAUGAUGUGGAAUCUGCUAUUAAGGAGAGCCUCAGAAAGCUCCAGCUAGAGUAUCUUGAUCUGUAUCUUAUUCAUUGGAUGGUCACAGAUAUUGAUUGGAAAAAUCUUGAUGUCAAAGGUCCAACCAUGCAAGAGACUUGGAAACAGAUGGAAGGAAUUUAUGAGGAAGGGCUUUCUAAGAACAUUGGUGUCUCUAACUGUCCAGUGAUGAUGUAUUUGGAUCUUCUUGCAGGAGCAAAAGUUAAACCACAAGUAAAUCAAAUUGAAACAAAUCCUCAUUUUCAGCAAAAAGCUUUAAUUGAGUUUACAAGAAAAUUUGGAACAGAAAGUACAGCUUAUGCUCCAAUUGGAGCCCAAAAGUUUACUGGGAAUGGAAGUUUGUUUGAUAACGAGGACCUCAAAUCUAUCGCAGAUAAGCACGGCGUAUCCGUUCCCCAAAUAUGUCUUGCUUGGAAUAUUAAUAGAGGAGUAGCAGUUAUUCCAAAAUCUACAAAUAAAGAUCGCAUGAAAGCUAACUUUGAAGCACUCUCCAUUACCCUAGACGAGGAUGAAAUGGCCACUAUCUCCAAACUUGACAAGAACGAAAGAUUCUUCGAUCCUGCUAAAUGGGAAAAUGAGACUGGGGAGGAAGAUUGGGAUAAUUCUCCGAUUUGGGCUUAG
This is a messenger RNA of Moneuplotes crassus, 924 nucleotides long. NCBI's taxonomy places the organism in Eukaryota, Ciliophora, Spirotrichea, Euplotida, Euplotidae. The record is from the annotation of a GenBank genome assembly.